Messenger RNA from Cuscuta campestris, 996 nucleotides. NCBI's taxonomy places the organism in Eukaryota, Viridiplantae, Streptophyta, Magnoliopsida, Solanales, Convolvulaceae. The record is from the annotation of a GenBank genome assembly.
AGAAAAGUCCGGCCGGGCAUGCCACUCUAGUUUGCACCAUCGGAAUCAUCAUCUCACCGGAAAUAAUGGUGGAAAGGGAGGCCGGGAGAUCCAUCGCCGAAACCCCCACGUGGGCUUUCGCCUCCGUCGUCACCGCCUUGGUCUGCCUCGGUUUCCUCAUUCACGGUGGUCUCAAUAAGAUUGCCAUGGUAUGUGCGCACUGUUCAAUAUUCAUAACAAAUUGUAAUCUUGGAGUUGUAUUUUUUUAAUUUUACCUUAGUGUACACAGCACACACACAAAUAAAUGACAACGAUAAUAAAGUGGAUGACACACGAUUUACGUGGAAACCCUAAAUCGGGGAGAAAACCACGGCCGCUCAACAACGGCUCCCAAACUUCCACUAAUCACCAAGAAUCAAGUGGGUACAACAAGUUCUCCUCUCUAGUAAACACUAGAGGCAUACACAAUCAUCAAGGAGCAACCUUGGAACAACAACAAUCAACAAUUCACCAUAAAAUGGAGUAAAAACUUCCAAAAACGCAGGUCUGAAAACGCAGCCAGAAAACAGCCUUCCGGGCAUCAAAACGAGAAACUGACCGUUGGAUAUGAAGAGGAGUAUGUGAGGAACAACAUACUAAAAUUUGAGCACGAUCGGACUUUGUUUGGCCUUCGAUCCGGACGAGAAAAGUGGCUGCUGCACAAUGUGGCGGAAAUCUGAUUUUUCUUUCUUUUUCCUGCGUUAGCUACUGCCUUCACUACUUCUCCUCUUCCCUUUUUUUUUCUUUAGUUAGUAGCCACACACAAUACAAGAGAAUGGGCCACCAAAAAAAAUAUUUGGGCUAAAGCUUUACACAAAAAAUAAGCCCAAAUAGAAAAGAUAGAUGUAAACCUCAUCAUAUGUCUCUGGCUCUCCUCCAUCCGUGACUAGCACAAAAUCAUCCUCCGAAAGUCUUGUGGAAGGUUUUCUGACUCUGGUGGAUCUUCUCAACUGAGGUGGUAGUGACUCUGAAUGUGGU